AUGCCGCAUUCAAUGUUCGCUUCCCAUUCCACCCAUAGCGAAAGUUCCUCCCCGGACAUACUUGCGCCGCCUGGCGAUGCCGACUACUUGAUCUCUUCGCCAUUCAGACCAUUCCCCGGUCGUCAAAGCAGCCUCAUGUCGCCCGCAAACCGCCGCAUCCUCCAUACCCCCGGUGCCGCGAAACGGAAACGGUCGCGCAUUAGCCUCAGUCCUGCGAAGAGUGCACAUUCGAUUCGCUUCGACGAUAUUGUGCUCCCAGGCUCGCCAACAAGGAAAUUGGAUGGCCGACAACGCUCUGCUUCUCCCGACAAGGCAGAUGCUGACGGAAAUGUUAGUCCCUGGCGGAUUCGCGUCACACUUGAGGCAACACAAGACGACGACCAGGAAAACCAAGGCAGCCCGUCGCGUAAACGGCCCAAGCAAAGAACAACCACUACAAAGGUCCCGCUGAAGGAUAGCUCGGAGCAGACACCCAGAAGAAGAGGCCGCCCCAGAAAGUCUGGCGCCCCCGAUACGACACCGGUUGCUGGGAGUCCCGGUAACACUCCAGGCCCAGCGAACAGUGAACAAAAGAGGCGCAGGGGUCGGCCAAGGAAGCAUAAACCAGAAUCUGAUGCCGCCACUGAAAACAACGUUAUCGAGAAUAACGAGCAACCUGAAGGGGAUGUGCAGAUGAUGGAUCCUGCUCCGGCUGGCACGGAGCUGGAAAGACGCAGCUGGAGCCCAUUGAACCUGGCUGGUGACGCGGAUUCGGACGAUGGGAUUUACGACAAUGAGCCGUUGGAUAUACCCUUUGAGGCCCCUGCCCAUACCGAGUUCGGGGAGCCCGAACCGCCUACUGAGGAUCCUAACCCGCAACCAAGUAUCGAACCGACGUACGAUACUCCUAAUGGUGAUGCGAUAGACCGCUUUAAUUACCGGCAGGGAGAUGAUGAGUUACAUUCAACUCCCUCCAAAAUGCCAUCGCCAACCCGCGAACUUCCAACCGUAUCUCCCGAGAAUAGUAUACAUGCGGGCCAUACGCCGAUGCCACCCCGUACGUACCCGACACCGGCUUCAACGUCUCUGGUAGACAAUGAACAGCCAGAACGCAACCGAUUUUCCCGUGAACUAUCCGCGAGUUCUUCCAAGCCGAGCGCAUUUCGUUCUAGUGAUCCUACAAACGAACACAGAGAGUUCGACUCUAUCAUAGAGAGUGAAGGGUUCAGUAUGGUUUCGUUAGAUACAUUACCCUCAGCCCAACAGCAUGGACUGAGAAGCAAUCCGAAGCUAGCCAAGGGUGCUCUCAAGCCAUUCAUCGAACGGGAAACAAACGGCGUUCUGAGGCGAAAAACAACCAUUCCGGAGCACCAAUCCGAGGUGGCAUCUCCUCCAAGCCCAAGCCCCGACCCAGCGCUGUCUCCAGAGCGACAUCUUGAUUCCCCUCAGCUGCGCGGCAGUAUCCGGUCUUCGGCUGCAAAACGGAUACCGUUUUCUCCUAUACCCACCAAAGGGUUCUCCCCAGCACCCCAGCGCAAGCCUUUACUCCGCCUGGCCAAGUUAGUCAGGGCUGGAAUCGCUCUCGAACGCGUUCUUAGCCACUCCAACCCCCCUUACAGCCCUGGAAAUGCUGUUCCUGACUACAUGGCGCCCAGACAACGGCUAGAAGUAAUAUUCAGUGACUUGAAUCCAGAAUCACAACGGGUCCUAGGCGCAGCUCUAGGACUUGGGCAAGUACUUGCAAUCAGGCGAAAAAUGAUGGAGCUCAGGAGUCCGCAACGGCGAGCUUUGGUUGCGGAAGAACUAGAAGAUGAGGAUGACCAUGCUGGUUUGGACUCUGAAUACACCAGACGUGAAGUGUCUAGAACUCCAAAUCGACAAUAUGAUGGUGCAGCGGAUCCUUCUCCAGUCUCCUCUUCCCCGGAUACGGAUAUGAAGCAGCGAUUCGCGGAGUGGCAGAGAGAAAGGGACGCAGUCAGCCGCACAAUACAAAUGGCGAAUUCAAGUCAAGUUAUCGUCAUCGAUAGUGAUGUUGGUACGCCGAAUUCCAACGCAGGCGAGAGGGAUGUCGGGGACCUAACUCCUUUGGUGUCACAAUGGAACAGAAAGCGCCACGCGGAGGUGCAAGAUGACGAUUACGAUAACCAGGAGGAAGGGCAUGUCUAUGAUGAUAACCAAAAUCGUCGAGAGCUAGGGCAGGAAGAAAAACAACAGCAGAGGGAGCUAGAGGAGGAUGAAGGAGCCGAUGUGAACCAAAGUCGGUGGAUGUCAAGGUGGAACCAAGUUCACCAAGAGGAGGUGCAAGAGGAUGGAUACGACAAUGAGGAGGAAAAGGAUAUCUACAAUCCUCGCCAAAGUUCCCGAGAACCUAGGCAGGAAGAGGAAGAAGAAGAGGAAGAAGAAGAGGAAGAAGAAGAAGAACAGGGGGGGCUGGAAGAGGAUAACUACGGCAACCAGGCACAGCGGAGUGAUUAUGAUGAUGACCAAAGUCUUUGGAUGCCAAAGCGAAAAGGAGAACACCAGCGAGCAGCGGACGAGGAAAAACAUGACGUCGAGAAGGGCAGAGCGGAUUACGUUGCUAGCCAAAAUUCCCGAACCCCCAGGCUGGACGAAGAUCAACAUUCGGAAGUGGUGGAAGAGGACUAUGCCGAUGUCGAUGAGGAUGAUGGGUAUGAGGAUAUUUGGCAGGUCCAGGCUAAAUAUGAAGGAAACUCGGGUCGAGAAUCUAUGCUAGAGCCUCAGGACGAAGUACAGUCAAGUCCUCAGAAAGGUGGCUCAACUCCUGCGGACCGGGGUUACAGCAUGUCUUUUUCUCCGACACACUGGGUAGAUGGGCAGGGAAAGGUGCCUUCCCUGGGUCAAUCGCGCGUCCGUGAACUACGAGAACAGGAAGUUGAUAUAUCUGCUCUGCUCCGUGCGGAGGACACGCCAAACCGUGCCCGUUACUAUUAUGGGAGGAGUAGUCCGUUGAGCUCAGCUCAAGGACAUUCCCCACAACACAACAUGCUAUCGUCUGCGGCAUCUCAUCGUCAAAAACACGUGGAAAGAUACGAGGAUGAGCUGGGUCAACUAGAAGAAGCAGAAGAGCCAGCAGAUUAUCUGGACCUCAGCCCAGAGAAAGACCUAGAAGAUGAGACCUUCCAAAUUGAUCCGACCACCAGACACGAAAGCGAGAUGCAACGUUACCCGUCAGAUUUUGCUGAUAAUGCUAGCAUUUCGGAUGAUGCAGGCGAUGAGCUACCCGUGCAUGAAGAGACGUCGACGCCCAAGAAUCCAGCACCUGCCAAUAGAGGCGGCCAAGCAACAUCCUGGUAUGAAAGGAUUACAAAUCUCACACCCGGCUGGCUAAAGGCUCCGCUCCAAAACCCAAGUCCCCAGAAUAAGCAUUCAAGCCCGCCGACUAAUCGGUCGAAUUCGAAAGAACCAAGUCUUGAGGAGCAGUCAGAACAUUCAGAACAGGAGGAGCAGGAUAGGGAGCAGAAUUGGAAGCAGGACAACGAGGAUGAAGAAGAAGAAGAAGAGGAGGAGGAGGAGGAGGAGGAAGAGGAAGAGGAACAACAACAUCAUGUGCACUCUCCGGACGAAGAUAACUCGAGGAAAGCCCAAAAACCGCAGCCCGAUCCCCUUUCGGAAUCAGAGGUUGAUCAAAUUUGGGCUCCUAGUCCUCAGCCCAAAGCCAAACGUACUUCAGAAACGGCGAAGAAAGAACCAAACCUAACGACGACAGAGAAGUCGCCAGAGAAAUCACGGCGUCUUGCAACGUCUGGGUACUUCUCAAACGCACACUAUACUCUCCUCCGACGUUUAUACCGCCUCGCUAAACAAUCCCCUGAGAGUUUCACUUACCACUCUAGCUCUUCUCACUCCGGGAUUAUCGGUGACUAUAUCUGGACGUCAGACAAUACCUACGGGGUCCCGGUCACGGAGCUGCAGUUUGCCAUCGUGUACCGAUUUAGGCAGGAAUUAGCCGCAGAGGACCUGAAGUCCGGAGGCACGGGAUGGGUUGGCUGGACAGACGCUGAUUUGCAUCGCCGACUGGUCAGCGUCAUCAUCGGCGAGCAAAUCAGAGAAGACAGGAAGAACGUCCACGAUCUGAGGCCGACGCGUUCCAAGCCCAGGAGUAUUAUCCAGCGGGGCUGA
Aspergillus puulaauensis is the source of this 4119-nucleotide messenger RNA. RefSeq names its product putative AT DNA binding protein. The coding region runs from base 1 to 4119 and encodes 1372 amino acids. The transcript has a single exon. NCBI's taxonomy places the organism in Eukaryota, Fungi, Ascomycota, Eurotiomycetes, Eurotiales, Aspergillaceae. The record is from RefSeq and is a predicted model, not a curated record. Gene Ontology annotation, molecular function: DNA binding.